Molecule: messenger RNA, 759 nt
Organism: Planococcus citri (citrus mealybug)
Lineage: Eukaryota; Metazoa; Arthropoda; Insecta; Hemiptera; Pseudococcidae
Product: transmembrane protein 256-like
Exons: 4
Coding region: 110-616 (168 amino acids)
Cellular component (GO): membrane
Source: RefSeq, a predicted model, not a curated record
UAAUAAACAAAGCUUUGAACUUUAAAAAAUUAUCAAAAUUCGAAAGUUACAUGAUAACAAUUUUCCAGUUUACGGAUUCGGAAGACAAUUUUUGAUACCGGAGCUCAAGAUGGACACAUUCAACUAUAUCUUAUUCAAAAAUCCAGUAGUCACAUAUUCGCUGGGAGCUGUAAAAUAUGCUGCCAACGCUACAGGGAAUGUCAUGGGAUACAAGAGUGGCCCUACAGCUACCGAAGUACCAAUUUUAACUAGAAAGGAAUUAUGGAACAUUCUCUCCAUAAAUCGCAACUACAUUAGAUUAGCCGGACUUUUUGGUGCUUCUGCUGUUAUAAUCGGAGCCUAUGGAGCACACACUCUGAUGACUCAAGAAGGCAAAGAACACGAGAAAAAAGUUUUCGAAACUGCCAGUAAAUAUCAUUUUUACCAUACAUGUGCACUGUUCGCGGUCCCGUUUUGUAGAUUUCCGAAAGUUACAGCACUUGCCUUCAUUGGUGGAAUGAUAUUAUUUUGUGGAUCGUGCUAUCAUCAAACUUUAAUGGAAGAUCAAACAUUUAGAAAAGUUACUCCUUACGGAGGCUCGUUAUUGAUAUUGGGUUGGAUAACUAUGAUGUUAUAAUAAACUUUGUUCGUGCUCAGGUAGAAUAUUGUAAAUAAGUCUCGCAUUUUUUGUGUGAUUUUACCUGCCUAUGCGUUGUUUUGAAGAUCUUUGUAUUUUUUUUCUGAUUAGUCUCUGAAUAAAUGUUUCUCGGCUAUUCUUUA